Messenger RNA from Daucus carota subsp. sativus, 2190 nucleotides. Its product is annotated as two-component response regulator ORR26. Lineage: Eukaryota; Viridiplantae; Streptophyta; Magnoliopsida; Apiales; Apiaceae. Gene Ontology annotation, molecular function: DNA binding; DNA-binding transcription factor activity. The coding region runs from base 172 to 1926 and encodes 584 amino acids. The record is from RefSeq and is a predicted model, not a curated record. The transcript is spliced from 5 exons. Gene Ontology annotation, biological process: cytokinin-activated signaling pathway; phosphorelay signal transduction system.
GUUUGUUUAUUUAUUCUUAGAUUUUCAAAAUAAUGUUAUAUCAACAAAGAACUGUCUAACACUUCACAUAUUCUCCACUACUACAUCUUUUGCUUGCCUCUCCCCACUCCCUCUCUCCAUAUAUAUAAAUAUAUAUUUACCUGGUGGUGUAGUUUUACAAAUGUUUUUUUGAUGGAUAGUUAUAGUAAUGGCUUUUCUUCUCCAAGAGCUGAGGCCUUUCCUGCUGGUCUUCGUGUUCUUGUUGUGGAUGAUGAUCCAACUUGGUUGAAAAUCCUCGAGAAGAUGCUCAAGAAGUGUUCUUAUGAAGUGACUACCUGUUGCCUUGCAAGAGAAGCCCUGGAUUUACUUCGUGAAAGAAAAGAUGGUUUUGACAUUGUUAUCAGUGAUGUUAACAUGCCGGACAUGGAUGGUUUUAAGCUACUUGAGCAUGUUGGACUUGAGAUGGAUCUUCCUGUCAUAAUGAUGUCAGUUGAUGGGGAAACUAGCAGGGUUAUGAAAGGUGUUCAGCAUGGAGCAUGCGACUAUCUUCUGAAGCCUAUCAGAAUGAAAGAACUCAAGAAUAUCUGGCAACAUGUUUUCCGAAAGAAGAUUCAUGAGGUGAGAGAUAUUGAAGGUCUUGAAUCAGGCAUUGAGGAAUUCCAAAUGAUGAGAAAUGGAAUAUCAGACCAGUCUGAUGAUGGAUUUUCGUUUUGUGGAGGUGAUCUGAAUUCAGGAAGGAAAAGAAAAGACUUUGAUAACAAGCACGAUGAUAAAAACUUUGGUGAUCCUUCUGCUGGGAAGAGAACUAGAGUAGUUUGGACUGUCGAUCUUCAUCAGAAGUUUGUCAAGGCCGUGAACUACAUGGGAUUUGACAAAGUUGGCCCCAAGAAAAUACUCGAGUUGAUGAAUGUGCCCUGGUUGACACGAGAAAAUGUUGCUAGCCACUUGCAGAAGUACCGGUUAUAUUUGAGCCGAUUACAAAAAGAUAAUGAUCUUAAAGCAUCUCAUGGUGGCAUAAAGCAGUCCACUGAUGCAACUUCAAGAGACCAAGCUGGAAACCUUGGCUUCAAGAAUUCCAUCAACAUCAAACAUAACGAUGUUGCUAAUACCAACUUCGGGAUACCUAAAAAUACUGUUAUCCAAAAUUCCAACCCAAAAAGCCAUGAUGGUGUAGUUUCCUCACCGGAUUUAGGCCCCAAGGGACCACUGGUUAGUGAUGCUCAUGAAAUUCAGAAGGCAACCAGCAGUUCAGGAGUUGGCCUCCACUAUAGUUUUGGAACACCGGAUCUAGAUACCAAGUAUACGACAUUUUCUUCUGCCCUUCCACCUCAAUUCUCUUGGAACCGAGAACAUAAACCUCAGAUUGAUCCAAACAAUGUUUUCAACCAUCUGUCAUUGCCUGAUCUCGACCAAGUCCAAGUCAAUCAGAAAACUUUUCUUCCUAGCUAUCCUACACCUUUCAACAAGGAGAGAGACAAACUGACACACAUCAAAGCCAUGCCUCCGCGUGCCACAGAAUGUAUUAGUCUAAACAUCAGACAACAAAUGCCUGGAGAAAAUACAUUUGGAUUAAAUCCAGUUCAAUCAGAGUGCUCUACGACAGCCUUUAAUCCGUCUGAAUCAAUUACAAGAACUGCAUGGAGCUCAAAAGAUCAGGUUUUAGACCAUAUAUCAGUAAGUGAUCUAGAUUCAUUCAAUGGAAACUUGAUCCUUGGCAAGAAUUCUGCCUUAACAUCUUUGAAUGAGAACUUUCCGCCUUGCCUGCUUCCAGAAGAUUGUUCACCAACUUAUUUUGAAAUGCAGAACAGUGACUUCUCUGACAGUAACAACCCAGGGCUCUUACUUGAACCUUCAAUGUACUUGUACGAUUCUCUGAAAUUUGACUACGAGUACCCCUGCGACCCCAUUGAGUAUCCUGUAAUGGAUCAAGGUCUAUUCAUAGCAUGAUCACAGCUUUGAAGCUAAGUCUAAAUGAAGAAUUCUGUUGUGCUCGGUAAAGAUUGUCGUUUCUUGUUGUAAUAAAGUUGUCGAAGUGAACGCUCAUGUUUCAGACUCGAUUCAAUACUUAUGUAGGGGAAGUUUACUAAAAUCCUCAGGACUUGGGACCUGCGAGUCAAGACAGGUUAAGCAUGAAUAAGAGCACAAUCAAUUCUUACAAAAAUAUAUAUACUGCUUGUUGCUUGCACAAUGAAUUUGAAACUAAGAAACAAA